Molecule: messenger RNA, 3356 nt
Organism: Petromyzon marinus (sea lamprey)
Lineage: Eukaryota; Metazoa; Chordata; Hyperoartia; Petromyzontiformes; Petromyzontidae
Product: Fibrinogen alpha-1 chain
Biological process (GO): blood coagulation; positive regulation of heterotypic cell-cell adhesion; blood coagulation, common pathway
Cellular component (GO): fibrinogen complex
Molecular function (GO): extracellular matrix structural constituent; protein-macromolecule adaptor activity; signaling receptor binding
Source: RefSeq, a predicted model, not a curated record
CCCUUCCACUCUCCCCCGCAUAGUCAAUAUCGCUAUAUAAAGGCAGCAUGCUCACGAAACGCGCAGGACCUACUCGAAUCGCUUGCCGCUGGUUUUGUUUGUAACUCUCAACGUGGUGUGCGUGCGCACACAUUACCGAGAUGGCCAUGUCAUCCAAGGUGCUGGCCUUCUUAGUCGUUCUCCUGCCCAUCAUUCAGGUGUGCAUUGCUGACGAUAUCAGUUUGCGAGGCCCUCGCCUGACGGAACAGCGAUCGGCCGGGCAAGGAUCGUGCGCAUCGGCGACAGCUGACCUCUGCGUGCACGGCGACUGGGGUCGCAAGUGCCCGAAUGGAUGCCGAAUGCAAGGCCUGAUGAGCCACGCAGAGAAGGACAUUGGGAAGCGCAUCGGGGACCUCACGGAGAGGCUCGCGCGGUUGGGACGCCUGUACACGCAGGUUCACACAGACUUCCGCGCCGUGAGCGACACCUCCGGACAAACGCUGAACGAGCACAACGAACUUGAGGUACGCUACUCGGAGGUGCUCCGGGAACUGGAGAGAAGAAUCAUUCAUCUGCAGAGGCGCAUCAACAUGCAGCUUCAACAACUUACCCUGUUGCAGCACAACAUCAAGACCCAAGUUUCACAGAUCCUUCGAGUGGAGCUGGACAUAGACGUUGCCCUGCGCACGUGUAAGGGAUCAUGCGCGCGGUAUUUGGAGUAUCGCUUGGACAAGGAGAAAAACCUUCAGCUGGAGAAGGCCGCCAGCUACAUUGCCAACCUCAAAUUUGAACGCUUCGAGGAAGUUGUGGUGGAAGAGACGCUCAACAGGAGGGUUGAAACAUCAAGCCACGCAUUCCAGCCAACUCACGGCCAAGGCACGCCGCAGCCUGGGCACGGGACACACUCUUUAUCAGCAACGUCGUCGAUUACGAGCGCACCAAACUUUGUUCCUCACAGGCAACCUACGUACGUGGACCACGGUCGGCUUAGCAAUCCAAACGAAGUGGCCCACUCGGCUUCCUCCUCCUCCACACACACGUCGUCCUCAUCAUCCCCUUCACAGCCGGUGUCGCCCGAUUCAGCGUUUCCACUUCCUGGAUCCAACACUGGCACCAGCGAAUGGGACUUCAAUUUCCACGAUGAAAGCACACCGGGGAACGGUCCACGUGACGAAGCUGCUGCCUCGUCGAGCGCCCACAGUCCCAGCACUGCUUCCCACCACACAGCCACCUCCACCACCUCGUUCUCCUCUGGCACGAGUGGAAAGGAUGUGGCGCCAUUGGGCACCGGGGUUACUCAUGAUGGUGGGGUUCGCACUAGUGGGAGCCUGAUGGACGGAGGUUCAUCUGACACGGGUACAGGCGGGGUCUCCAAAACCACGACCUUCACGGGCAGUGCACAGGGCGGUAGCUGGAGUACAGGUGGAAGUACAGCGACUAACACGGGCAGUGCACAGGGCGGUAGCUGGAGUACAGGUGGAAGAACAGAACCCAACACGGGCAGUGCGCAGGGCGGUAGCUGGAGUACAGGUGGAAGUACAGAACCCAACACGGGCAGUGCGCAGGGCGGUAGCUGGAGUACAGGUGGAAGAACAGAACCCAACACGGGCAGUGCGCAGGGCGGUAGCUGGAGUACAGGUGGAAGUACAUCGACCAACACGGGCAGUGCGCAGGGCGGUAGCUGGAGUACAGGUGGAAGAACAGAACCCAACACGGGCAGUGCGCAGGGCGGUAGCUGGAGUACAGGUGGAAGAACAGAACCCAACACGGGCAGUGCACAGGGCGGUAGUUGGAGUACAGGUGGAAGAACAGAACCCAACACGGGCAGUGCGCAGGGCGGUAGCUGGAGUACAGGUGGAAGAACAGAACCCAACACGGGCAGUGCGCAGGGCGGUAGCUGGGAGUACAGGUGGAAGAACAGAGACCCAACACGGGCAGUGCACAGGGCGGUAGGCUGGAGUACAGGUGGAAGAACAGAACCCAACACGGGCAGUGCACAGGGCGGUAGCUGGAGUACAGGUGGAAGUACAGCGACCAACACGGGCAGUGCACAGGGCGGUGGCUGGGGUACAGGUGGAAGAACAGAACCCAACACGGGCAGUGCACAGGGUGGUAGCUGGGGUACAGGUGGAAGUACAGCGACCAACACGGGCAGUGCACAGGGCGGUGGCGGUUACGCCGCCGGAGGAACGGGUGCGCAAACGGGGAGUGGGAGCACAAGCACACACAGUGCUCACAGUGCUAGUGGCGGCAUGAGCAGCCUAGAUAUGCUCCCAGCCCUUCCAGACUUUGGCACGUGGGAUAUGCCGGAUCACUCAGACAUAUUCAGUAGGCGCCGUGUGUCCACAUCCUCCACGACAUCAUCCAGCAGUGGCGGUGGCCACGCCGGUGCUGCUGCUGGUGGUGGUGGUGAUGGAGCAAGUAGGUUUGGCAGUUUAUUCACAACUGAUUUCGGGCCUGAAUUCCACGAAGAGUUCCGAAGCAUGUUGCCUGGGGCCAGCAGGUUAUCAUCUUCGUCGUCGUCGUCCACAAGAAGUACGUCAUCCACAUCAGGAGGAAAGGUCGUCACCGAGUCGGUGGUCACCAAAGUUCUGAGCAACGGCACGACCAUCACGCACCACACCAAGCACGUGUCCACGUCCGACGGGACGGGCGCCGCCAGCGACGGCGUGUCCCCGCUGCUCACGGGGAGAAAGACCAGGGCAGCACGGAGUCGAAGAGCCAAGGCUACACGACCCUGACAUGAUCAUCGCUUCCAUCCCGAUUACUUCUGCCAUCCAACUGUGAUCAACUGCAAAGGCUUCGUUGUCCGUGGCUUCCUAAAUUAAAACACAAUUGAAAAGUAUACUUUACUAAGCUACUUGCUUUAUACGGUUAACAAUUCUGCAAUCUAAAUUAAUGCAAAAAAAUGUUAUUCGAAAACAGCACGCGAAAACACGUUGUGAAAUGUGACCUGUUGAAAACGUGGCACGACUAGAGAAGAACACUUUGGUAAUCUUGUGCAGGCAAUCACAAAAUCUGAAAAUUGCACCUUGUCUCGCGAUGCAUUGAGGCAGUGGUGGUUGUGAGAAUGCGUUCCUCACAUCCGUGCAGCCCAAUGUGACUGCACGCAACACAAUAACACCUGGUGCGUUACGUGUGACAUGUUGGAGAAGUGAAGGUUGUAUUUUCUUGUAAUGCCUAUUUCGAGGAAUGUUAUCUGUGUUGCACCGACUGAAUAAGAGACGUGUUUUGAAGAAGUACACUAAAGCAGAUGGAUUAAUAAUAAGCUUUGCAGUCUCCCAGAAAUAAUGGAAACAUUAAAAAAUAUAUAUUUCAUCAGCAGUCGACUGUCUACUGUUCGCUGGCUGUGAAUCCAAUAAAGAAAAUUUCCCGCA